AAGCAUCAACUGAAAUCAGUUUGCAUUUGAAAAUUGGGAUCAACACAAAGACUGGACAUUGUGGAAUAACAAGCAAACAAGCAAUGUCAUUUAAUGAUCAAGAAAGACUCUUGUGUUAUAAUGGGGAGGUCCUUGUUUUCCAGUUGUCUAAAGGAAAUUUUGCCGAUAAAAUGCCUGCAAAGACAUCCAUAUUACAUGUCAGAAGAAUGGUAUUUGAUAGAGGAACAAGAAAAUUUGUUUUGAAGUCUACUGGAGUCUUUAGUUUAGAGGAGGAAAGCUCUUGUUUAAAACUUACGUGUUGCAACUGUGUGUCAGAUUACAGAACUGGAAUUAAUCUCCCUUGCAUUUUGAUACAAUGCACAAAAGCUAAUAAUGUUUUCAAAUAUUAUUUGCUGCUUCUUCACAGCACUAAUAAAUUUGAAAAGUGUUUGACUUUUAAACUAGACUAUGAGUUGAAGGACAGCAUAAGGGUCCUUAAUGGCCCUUUAGUUUUAUGGCAAUAUGUAAAAACAUUCUUCUGUAUCUCUUCCCAAACUGGCAAAAUCAUUAGUGUGUCAGUUAACUUUUCCUCUAUUGAGUGGGCAGGUGAGAUUGAAAAUCUAGGUAUAGUUUUAUUGGGACUAACAGAAUUUUAUUUACCACAGAAAGAAUGUACCCCAAAGCUUUCAAUAUCAGAUUAUGAAAUUUGGAAUACCAAAUUUUGUAUAUAUUCUCUUGAAAGUCAAGAAAUAUUAAGUGAUACAUACAUUAUCCCUCCGGCUUAUAGUAAUUUGAUAGCUUAUGUGCAUGUCUGUGCAACUGAGAUUGUCAACAACCAGUUAAGGAUGUCUCUGCUAGCCCUCACUCAAAAAAAUCAGCUCAUUUCAUUCCAAAAUGGAACUCCUAAAAGAGUAUGCCAGCUUCCAUUUGGAGAUCCUUAUGCAGUUCAACUUCUGGAUUCAGUUGAAGGAAAUAUUUUUUUCAUUGUGUCAUUUAGGUCCAGUGAAGCUUGUGCUGUUUGGAGAAAGAACUUUCAGGUUGCUGCUAAGUGGGAAAAAGUUAGCUUAGUACUAAUAGAUGACUUUAUUGGAACUGGAAGUGAACAAGCCCUGCUUCUUAAGGAGUCACCAAAUUCAGAUUGCCUGACUUCAUUUCUAAUAACUGAUCUUGGUGAAAUAAACUAUUCAAGUGAGCCCUUGGAUUGUAAGAAAGAUGAUUUAUUUGGAGACCAACAUAAGAAUCGGUGCUUGGUGAUUCCACCUCUGGAAAGAAGAAUAAAAGUUGGUUUGGCUUCAGUUCAGGAAUUACAGCAGCAUCUCUUGCUUAAGGACAAAAUUAUUUCAAAAUCUUGGAAAGCUUUAAUAAACUUGAUUCAAGGGAAAGACGAUGGUGCCUCAAGUAUAGACGAGGAAUGUCUUGUUCCUUUUUGUGGAGAUGAAGAAACUUGUGUCCAUACUUGUGAUGAAAAGUUGCCAGAUACUUUUCAAGAUUCAGAACAGCUAGUAGAGAAGAUAUGGUAUCGUGUGAUGGAUGAUAAGUUAGUUGUCGGAGUGAAAACCACAUCUUCUCUGAAGCUAUCCAUGAAUGAUGUGACUUUAUCACUGUUAGUGGAUCGAGCAUAUAGCUCCAUUUUUCGGCUUAUUAAAUGUGAAAAUAAAGUGAUUAAGUUGAGUACAUAUUCUUCCUCAGCAACACACCUGAUGCCACAUGAAAUAGGAUCAGAGGCAAAAAGGAUCAAGUUGACCCCUCAUAGCAAUGAAGAGAAAAGCUUUGUUUGUGAAGGACCAUCUAAGAAAGAGUGUAUACAGAUAAUUACUGGUGUAACAUCUCUUUCACCGCUUUUAAUAUUCAGUAAAUUUUGUUGCAUUGUGCUGCUACAACUUAGAUUGAGAGAAAAUGGUAAGUAUCUUGAAGAUCGCUGUAUUCCAUGUGGCAGACUUUUUAUAAGUUUGGAAGAUCUUUCAAGUGAGAAAUACCUACUGACAUUUCCAAAGAAGAAUCCAAUAGAACACGUAGAAGAUCUUUUUGCACAUCUUGCAGUGUUGCACAAAUCUUGUUUUCAAGUCACAUCACCUGGUUCUUCCCUGAAUUUAAUGAAGGUGUGGCUCUUAGAAUACAUGAAAUGUGAAAUAAUCAAAGAAUUUCCAGAAAUGUGCUUUUGUAAACAGCCAAGUAAUAUCUAUGGGACACUUUUCAAUUGGAAACAAAGAACACCAUUUGAAGGAAUUUUAACAAUAUAUUCCAGGAAUCAAACAGUUUUAUUCCAGUGCCUUCAUAAUUUUGUGAGAGUUCUCCCUAUAAAAUGUUUCCUCCAAAAUCUAAAAAUAGGAAGUGAGGAUUUCCUAAUUAAUCAUUUGGCACUGAUGUUGGAGCAGGAACUGGCUAUCCUUAGUUCUGUUUCUACCUUUGCCUUAGCUGAGGUUGAAAACAACUUUGUGCAGAGGUGUGAAGCAAGCAGUGCCAUAACUACUUCACCAGACAGAGAGCACAAAAUCCAUCUAUACAGAAAUGAAAUUCAGAGAGAGAAGAAAAUGUUGAAAAUAAACCUAAAAGUGAGUGGUGCCCCUUAUAGAGAGAUGACUUUGAAAUUAACUGAGAUUCAGUUGAAAUCAGACCUUGUUGCAAAGAAACUGACCCAUUUAUAA
Messenger RNA from Castor canadensis (American beaver), 2624 nucleotides. RefSeq names its product FA complementation group B (gene Fancb). The record is from RefSeq and is a predicted model, not a curated record. NCBI's taxonomy places the organism in Eukaryota, Metazoa, Chordata, Mammalia, Rodentia, Castoridae. Gene Ontology annotation, biological process: replication-born double-strand break repair via sister chromatid exchange; positive regulation of double-strand break repair via homologous recombination; negative regulation of double-strand break repair via homologous recombination. Gene Ontology annotation, cellular component: Fanconi anaemia nuclear complex.